Portunus trituberculatus (swimming crab) is the source of this 7249-nucleotide messenger RNA. It is a transcript of the gene LRR, whose product is annotated as F-actin-uncapping protein LRRC16A-like. The coding region runs from base 173 to 4627 and encodes 1484 amino acids. Gene Ontology annotation, biological process: regulation of Arp2/3 complex-mediated actin nucleation; cell migration. Gene Ontology annotation, cellular component: plasma membrane; lamellipodium. Lineage: Eukaryota; Metazoa; Arthropoda; Malacostraca; Decapoda; Portunidae. The record is from RefSeq and is a predicted model, not a curated record. Gene Ontology annotation, molecular function: protein binding. The transcript has 35 exons.
AGCGCCGCCGUGACGUCACCAGCAUGGCGUAGUGAGGCAGACACUCCUGUUUGAGCCGCUCUCCUUUUUUACUCGUACACACCGUUCUUUAUAUUUUACAACGAAGUGAACCAUAUACGGAAUGGUGUAGGAUGUCGUGAAGUGUUUCUAGUGUGCGUACCAAGCCGUGAAGAUGAGCGGGAGGAAUAUAAUCACCCGGGAGCUGAGUGAUUCCAUACGACAGUGCUUGGGACGGAAAGUUAAGCUCACGUUAAAGGUUCUGGUCAAGGUUGAGACUCGGGGAGACAAGACUGAAAACAGGGUUCUGGCCUUCGCAUCAUGCCGGCUCUUCGUGCUCACAGCCAAGGUCCCCACAAGGGUGGACCAACACUUCCACUACCUGGAUAUACAAGGCAUCGAGAGUCGGAAACCCAACCAGCUGUGCCUGACCGUUUGUGACCGUGUGUACACCUACUACACCACCCAUGAGGAGAACAGCAGUCAUGAGGUGGACACAAUGGUGCUCAGCCUCUGCACCGCCCUCAAGAACAUCUUCCCUUCUGUUCCUCUCACCAGACACAUCAUCCGGAAGGUGGAGAUCCAGCCCCCAAAGCGGAUGCAGCAGCUGGAGGAGUUGGAGCGGGCCACUCUAGGAGGCACCCGGGACAUGGGGCCAUGUGGGGGCUUCUCCACGCAGUACAUGUGUAUGUGUGACUACCAUGCACUGCCCUACCGGGAGGAGGUGGCCUGGGACGUGGACACCAUCUACCUCUCCCAUGACACCCGGGAACUCUAUCUGCAUGACUUUGACUACCUAGAGCAGAAGGGAAUGGAAAAUAACAGAGACCUCAUCCCCAUCAUCAGUGCGCUGGAGUACAACACUUGGUUCAGGAAGCUGCGUGCCAGCCACAGCAAACUUUCCCACGAGGCAAUUGAGAGAAUUUUGCACGUGGUCAGCAAGUCACUUAGCUUAGAAGAAAUAUAUUUAGAUAAUAUUGGUGCCAAAGCGGAGUUUGCUAACAAGCUGUCACUGGCACUCUUAUCCAAUAGCAACAUUCCAUUGCAAAAGUUAGACCUGUCUCACAACCCACUGGAGGAUAAAGGUUUAAACAAUCUGUGCGGCCUGGUAGCCAAGCUGUCUCCAGAGGCUGGGGGUGCUAUACACAUUAGUAACCCUAUUGGUCGGCAAGCAAAGGGCUUGAGUCAUCUCAAUCUGUCCCACUGCGGGCUGACAGGCAAGGGUGUCAACAUGUUAGCACAUUCCCUCUCAGUAAAUAAGUAUAUGUGUCAGACUUUAACAUUCCUGAAUCUAGCUGGUAACUCCUUGCGAGAUGAUGUCAACAACCUGUACAAUUUCUUAGCUCAGCCAAAUACGCUCAAGACGCUUGACCUCUCAGCCACAGAGUGUGCCAUAGAUGCUCUCUUUGGUGCAUUAUUACGUGGCUGCACCAGUAGCUUAGCACAACUUAUCCUGUCACGCAACAGUUUUGGCAGCAAGAAGAGUCGGGAAAUGUUACCAUCCUUCAAGCAGUAUUUUACUUCCACCCUUGCCCUCAAAACCCUUACUUUCUCUCAGUGUAAACUUCCUUCAGAUGCCCUCAAAAACGUGUUGCUAGGAUUAGCCUGCAAUGAAAACAUCUCAGAGGUUGACCUGGACCUGAGUAGUAAUCACCUUGGGGCCACGGGGGCUCAGAUCCUAGAGUCCUGUAUCCAUGGUGUCCGGUGUUUGGCAGCUUUAGACAUCUCAGACAAUGGCCUAGAAACUCAGCUUGGGCCUGUGGUGGCAGCAAUAAGUAAAAACAAGAGCAUCAAGAAACUGAACAUUGGCAGGAACCUGAACAGCAUCAAAAGCAAACACGUUUACCAUGUGAUGGAGGCAGUGGUGCAGAUGAUUCAGGAAGAAGAUUGUGUACUGGAGUCUCUUUUCAUAAAUGAUUCUAGACUCAAGACAGACUUGCACAAUCUCCUCAAUGCUUUAGGAAGUAAUCAUUGCCUCCAGAAUUUAGAUAUAAGUGGUAACUACAUGGGUGACAGUGGUGCGCGUCUCCUUGCCAAAGCUCUACAGAUUAAUUCUAAGCUCCAGUUUAUAAGUUAUGAUAGAAAUAAUGUCACACUACAAGGCUACAGUGAUAUCGCCUAUGCAUUACAAAGCAACUACAGUGUUAAGUUUCUGCCAUUUCCUGUGCAUGAUGCAAUGCUGUGUAUGAAGACGGCCCCAGAGAGAACUGAGAACAUCAUGCGUAGGAUUCAGGACAUCUUGUACAGGAAUGUGUCCCCUAUGAAAUAUUCCAAUGGCCAAGCCUUCAGACUACAGCAGGGUUUCCUGCUGAGCUCAACACAGCAGCAGGUGGACCGGCUGGUACUGCAGACUGGAGAAGUGGUGAGGACCCUCCGUCGCUCUGGUAGUGACCUAGGAGGCUCAAACUCCCUCCAGUGGGUGGAGGGACUCAUUGCUGAUGCAGACAACUCUAAGCAGCUGAUCUCUCACUUGCACGAUGUGGUGCUGCGGCGGGAUGAUGCAGGGAACCCAAUAGAGACCAAGCUGCACCAGCUCUCCUCAGACCUUUACACUGUCAUCAGCAACAACCUGCAGGACACUGUGGAGAGCAUGGUUCGUUCAGCCCAAGACAAGUGUCCCAAUGUGCUCAGUGAGGAGAAAGUUGUAAAUGACAUCAGGACAGCCUGCCUGGCUAAGUCUCAGCUCUCAUAUCAGCUUGUGGAGUCAGCUAUUGUGGAACAGGCUGGAUCAGUCAUCUUGAACAAAGUGAAUGAGGUGAACCUGGCUGUAGCAUCUACCGUAUCAGACAGAGUCAUUGAUGAGGUGGUGGAGUCACUCUCCAAGACGUGUAAAAACUUGCAAUCUGGUGAGGGACCACGAAAGAGAGCCUCCACAGGGACAGAGAUGGGAGGGCGGGAGAGAGGCAGCAGUGAGUCAUCCACCCGCAGUGAGCGUUCAGACACUGUGAGUCAGGGAGAUGACACCACCAGCCAGAAGUCCGAUCCAUCCCCUCUGAAAUUGGAAUAUUUGAACCUUGCCACACCACAGUUGCCCAAGAGGAAGAGUCUACAUGGCAGGAAGCUACGGCCUCAGAGUGUUGUCGAUGGUUUUACAGAUACUAAUCCUGAGCAUCCAGUCUUAUUGCUUCACCAUAGUGACAGUAGUGCUUUGACUGGAAGUAAACAUUACAGCCUUUUCCUUGGAAAAAAACUCCCUUCAGAAAAGAAUAGGUUGACACUCCCAGCAUGGCCUGCUCCCUUGUCCCAGACUAAUGACUCUCAUUUUCUUCAUGCUGAGUCUCUAGACAGUGUGUCAGAGUUGCCAAGCAGCUGCGGCCAGCUGCAACACCUGGGUAAGGCCCGGCCCCGGCGGGUGAAGACUCGUGCCCCCACCAGGCCCAUGGGUCGUGCUGAUCUAGUCGAGGAGGACCAUGAUAUAUCAGAGGGUGUAGACACCUUCUUCAGGCCAGGCUCCUCCACCCCUACCACACCUCUCAUAUCACCAGAUUCAGAAAACAGCCCUCGGCUGCUGAAGUAUGGCUCCACCUCCUCUGUUGAAAGUUCUCCCCACACUGGCGGCGGCAGGACUGGCAGUGAGCGUGGCAGCAUAGAAUCCCUCACCCGCUCAGAUUCCCUGGCUCGCUCCGAGUCCGAUGUGACAAGGGACUCCCCCAGACCGCACACUAAAUCCCGGGACACGGAGGAAGAAGAUGAAGAAGAAGAAGAGGAAGUCAGCUUGGAGGAAAAAAGCAGUCACAGUGUUCGCAGUCUUAUUGGUAGGCAAGCAAAUGAGGGUAUGGCCAAGAGGUCCCCAGACAUGAGUGCAAGGAAGGCAUCAACAUCCUCAAGCAUCAGUUAUGCUGAUGAAUCUUUAUCUUCUUUAGAUAAGAGUCGCAGUGAAGAAGAUGGGAAAGAAGAUUCUCCUCCAAGGAAGAUUGCUGGUCUCCAUAAAAUGGGUAUUGGAGGCAACAUUUUGGCAGAAAUGAAGAAGAUACAGGAGAAAAGAACAUCAUUCUUACCAAAGGAUGAUGAGAAAGACAAAGAAGAAAAGAAGGAGAGUCCCUCAAGUAACUUACUGGCUGGGGUACGGCUGAGGUCCACCGGCCUUGCUGACAGUCUCAUGUCCCCAACCAAUGGCUUCCCCAGAGGCUCAGGAGGAAGCAAAUCCCCAAACUGCAACAGGGACUCAUGUAUUGACACCUCAGGACCCAGCCCCAGCACCAAGCCAGUGAUCACCGCCCUCAAACCUAAGCCCCCUCCCCCCCUCGCACCUAAACCUCGACCCAAGUCUGUGAGUGGAGGUGACCGCAGAUCAGUGAGGUGUGAUGCUGCAGGGGAAUCUGGGUCAGGGGAAGCAACAGAGGAGGACCCAGCAGAUCUCCCUGCAAGGUCUGUGAAGGAAAUGGCUGCCUCCCUGGCUCAUGUCAUUGUCUUGGAAAUGCCUGGAGGUGCCCGAAAGUCUGCUUCUCUCUCUCACAUCCCAGCAGCUGGCAGCAGUGGCAGUAGCAGUAGGAGUGAUAAGAAACCAAAGGGGAAAAUUGAAUCCCAGAAAACUCUAAGCAUCAUAAGUGGGAUUAAAAAGAUAGAAAAGAAAAAGAGAGAGAUACAAAAGAAAGAGGCAGGAACUGGAGGAGACCUGGGUGGACGGUGAGCGUGGGGAGGAUUCCCUUUGUCCGCCGCUGCAUCGCCAGACUUCUCACAAGCACGUCCUGGCAACAGAUCUGUCUCUGGAGGACGUUGUCAAUGUAUAGUGAAGGACUUUAAUAGGAAGGGAUCAUUUUGCAUUUUUAGGGAAUAAGUGCACCUCUGAUUGGCAGAAAAGACUGUCCCAAUGUAUCUACUUACUGAAUUCUUGAUCAUCUAGAUCAAAAACAAAUCUUGUAGAGAUUAUGUUGAUGAUUACCAUUAUUAUUUAAUCCUGUUUGUGAAAUCUGACCUAUUAUCAGGCAGCAGUUUACAUCUCCAGGCUAUGGAAGGUUACAGUGUGAGCCAGUGAGCCAAGAGGACACCUGCAAUUGGCUGUGAAGUCUCAACAUGUGACAAGCAUGGUGAUAAUCUUACUUAAUGUCAGCAGCUGACUUUAAGGCAAAACAAAGAUGUGCUUUGUAUUGAAGCAAAGCUUGGUACCACAUUUAGAGGAGCAAAUACAUUUUUGCAUUUUCAUAUACUCUUUUGACUUACUCUUGUACUCUUAUAAGUCAGAGGAAUGAAGCUCAUCUAAUAAAACUAAGCAAUGAGAGGAUUGUAAAUUUAGUGGUUAGAUAAUAUAUAAGGUACAUAUACAUCAUACUGUAAAAUGAGUAUAAUAGGUCACUGCCAGCAUUGGAUAUGUAUAUACUUUCAUCAUUUCUAUUUUUGUUAGUACAAGUAGCACAAAUUAAGUUGUAGGCCCCUCAACCAGGGUUCUGGUGUGAACCUGUGAUAUGCAGCAGGUCCCGGAGUGAUGGGUGCACAUCAGUCUGACAUCAGUCUUGCCAUCAACCUCAUGAUGACACUGAUAGAGAAGGAAGGGUAGAAGUCAUUGAAUAGUUUACUAAUACAAUUCCCCUCACAGAAUAUGUUGAAGGAAAGUGUCAGGGAUGUUGAAUCUAAUUGUAAUAAAUGAAGAGUUAGUUGUUUGAACUGUAUCUAGCACAUUCAUUGUAUAAUGCUAAAGUAUAUGGCAUAUGUAUUUUUUGCACUGAUUACUAAACUUUGCUUUAGAAAGAUGCACAGUACAUAAUCAUCGGCAUUAACAAGCAUGACUAAAUAGUUAGGUCACUUUUAUUUUGUGAUUUUUACCACCAAUUCACACUCAAGAAUGAAAGAGGAAUGUCCUAAUUUGUAAGCUUCAUAUUGUAACUUGUUGGGAGCAACAAGGAUUUAACUUGUAUGUCCUCGGAGAGUUUUUGUAUAGGUUGAGCAUACCAGUGUUGUUACCUUUAUUAGAGAGCUGUUAUAUGCGAGAACACGAACAAUGUUACUUAAUGUGAGGCAUGUGAAUUUUGUGGUUUUGAUGAUGGUAUGCCUUCAACUUUAUAAAAGAGUCUAUUGCAUUUGAUUCUUAAUCUGAGUUAUUGUGCAUAAAAAUAAUGUAGUAGUAUCUCAAUCAGAGAAUUGAGAUUAACUUGUAUAACUUGUGAGCUUUGCUUUUGAUAGAAAUCCAACAAGUAGGAAACUUACCAUGAACAUAAUGUAUAAAGCUGAUUAUCUUGUCAAAAGUAAUUAUUAUAAUGUUAUUAAUCUACAGGUAGUGUGUUUGCCUCAUGUGUGAAAUUUGGCCUUUUUUUUUUGUGUAUAGCUUGUGUUGUUUUGUGUGAGGAGCCUUGUGCCAAGACUGGGAGAAUUUUGUGUGUAAUCUGUGUAGCAUUUCUUUGUUUGUAUAUUAUUAUAUGGAAUACUGAAGUUCACAUGGCUGCAAGAAAUUUAUCUGUGAUGGGUUGUCCAGUUUAUUAGAUGUCUGACUAUGACAUUACUGUAUUGCAAGAACAGUUUACACCUAAAGGAAAUACCUUACCAUAAUGUUAGCGAUGUAGAAAAAUCAUUUGCUUUAAUACUUGAAUCUAUAAGAAAUUGUGAUUACUUAAAGAGUAAGUUAUAUCACAGCAAAGCUUUGUUUAUAUUACUUUUUUAAUACAAUAGGGUAUAUAAAUUACUGACACGCUCGUAUAUUUUAGUUAUAAGAAAAAACUUAUUUGAGAGUCUGAAACUAACAAUACAAAGCUUAUUCAUAAGUUUGUAUUUAGAUGACAUUAUGCAUAUGAUGCAAAGAAAUUGUAACAAAUUAAAUUGAUUGUAGAGAACAAGUAUCCAGUAAAAGAUUUUUGAUUGAAAAUAGCAACAUUUUUCUAAUUUUGACAGUCUUAGAAAAUUCUGUAAUGAUUUCUCUUGUAUUUUUUUUUUUCUUCUGACAUGAGAGGAGUACUUUCCAUUAUGCUGUCAACCUUGCCAGUUGUUCCAGACAAGUGGUGUAAUUUUUGGAUUCACCAAGGUAGUACAAAGCAGCCAGUUGCAAGGUUUGUUAAAGAGUGCUCACAUGAGACAAUACAAUUUUAAAAAUCAAAAAAAUAUGAUUAAUGUUGUAUAGGUGAAUGUAGGUAGCUAUAGGAAAACCGGAAACUUAUAAUUCAGCUUAAGAACCUACCUCGAACCUCUGUAGUGCUCCUCACAUAGGAAUGAACUAAUCAUCAGACACACACACACACACACACACACACACACACACACACACACACACACACACACACACACACACACACACACACACACACACACACACACACACACACACACA